UUAUAAUCGAAUAAUCGGUAACAUUUUCUAACUAGAAGUCAUAGUCCUAGAAUAACAAAACUAAAAUGAGUUCCCAAGAUGAUCAAAAUGACCAAGGAUCAUCAUCAGAAAAUCUAUCACAUGGCGUCGCUGCCAGUAUUUUUCAGACCAACACCGUCAUCACCACCUUCUACCGCCUAGUCAAUGCCAUUGGAACCUCCGAAGAUACUCCUGAUCUCCGCCAAAAGCUACAUCGUACAAGGCAGCAUGUAAUGACAUUGGUAAAAGAUGUUUCUGCCAAGCUCAAAACAUUGAGUGAUUCCGAUCAUGCUGCUAAUGUCCCUGUAUCCCUUGCUUUUCUCUGUAUAUUGGUAUUUUGUAAUACUAUGUGCUAUGGUAUUGUGUAACAAGUGAAGAGAUAGUUUCAAAAUCAAUGUUGUGCUAUCUUUUUUCAGAGAGGCAAAAAAAUUGAAGAUGCUAAGCUUGCAAGAGAUUUUCAAGCUAGUUUAAAAGAAUUUCAGAAAGCUCAGAAGCGUGCUUUGGAGCGCGAAUCUUCUUACAUUCCAUCAGGGACUCCUGCAUCUUCUGUAAUAGAGCACGCUGCGAGCAAUUUGUUUUC
Molecule: messenger RNA, 598 nt
Organism: Chenopodium quinoa (quinoa)
Lineage: Eukaryota; Viridiplantae; Streptophyta; Magnoliopsida; Caryophyllales; Amaranthaceae
Product: syntaxin-22-like
Exons: 2
Coding region: 66-386 (106 amino acids)
Biological process (GO): vesicle-mediated transport
Cellular component (GO): membrane
Source: RefSeq, a predicted model, not a curated record